Messenger RNA from Alexandromys fortis (reed vole), 2360 nucleotides. It is a transcript of the gene Lrfn4, whose product is annotated as leucine rich repeat and fibronectin type III domain containing 4. Lineage: Eukaryota; Metazoa; Chordata; Mammalia; Rodentia; Cricetidae. The transcript is spliced from 3 exons. Gene Ontology annotation, molecular function: protein binding. Gene Ontology annotation, cellular component: postsynaptic density membrane; cell surface; glutamatergic synapse. The record is from RefSeq and is a predicted model, not a curated record. The coding region runs from base 160 to 2070 and encodes 636 amino acids. Gene Ontology annotation, biological process: synaptic membrane adhesion; regulation of postsynaptic density assembly; regulation of presynapse assembly.
GCCGGGGCCGAGGGCCCGAGCGCCAUGGGCCGGAGGGCGCGCGGCUGGCGGGCUGGGCCUCCCCCCGGCGAGAGAGCGGCCUGGAGUCGGCAGAGGCCGGCUGGGCCCGCGGGGAGGCCGGCCCGCGCCCCCUGAGCGACGGACACCAGGGCGCUCACCAUGGCCCCGCCGCUCCUAUUGCUGCUGCUGGCCAGUGGAGCUGCCGCUUGCCCGCUGCCCUGCGUGUGCCAGAACCUGUCGGAGUCGCUCAGCACCCUUUGUGCCCACCGAGGCCUGCUGUUUGUGCCACCCAACGUGGACCGGCGCACAGUUGAACUGCGCCUGGCUGACAACUUCAUCCAGGCCUUGGGACCACCUGACUUCCGCAACAUGACAGGGCUGGUGGACUUAACAUUGUCUCGAAAUGCCAUCACCCGCAUCGGGGCCCGCUCCUUUGGGGACCUGGAGAGCCUGCGCUCAUUGCACCUGGAUGGCAACAGGCUGGUGGAGCUGGGCAGCAGCAGCCUUCGGGGACCUGUCAACCUGCAGCACCUCAUUCUCAGUGGCAAUCAGCUAGGUCGCAUUGCGCCAGGGGCCUUUGAUGACUUCCUCGACAGCCUGGAGGACCUGGACGUGUCCUACAACAAUCUCCGGCAGGUUCCCUGGGCUGGCAUAGGUGCCAUGCCUGCCCUGCAUACCCUUAACCUGGACCAUAACCUCAUCGAUGCACUACCCCCAGGUGUCUUUGCCCAGCUUAGCCAGCUCUCCCGCCUUGACCUCACCUCCAACCGCCUGGCCACCCUGGCGCCUGAUCCACUCUUCUCCCGCGGUCGGGACGCCGAGGCCUCCCCUUCCCCCCUCGUGCUGAGCUUCAGCGGGAACCCACUGCACUGCAACUGUGAGCUGCUGUGGCUGCGGCGACUGGCUCGGCCUGAUGACCUGGAAACCUGCGCUUCUCCACCAACCCUGGCAGGCCGCUACUUCUGGGCAGUGCCAGAGGGAGAGUUCUCCUGUGAGCCUCCACUGAUUGCCCGCCACACACAGCGCCUGUGGGUGCUAGAGGGCCAGCGGGCCACUCUACGAUGCAGGGCCCUUGGUGAUCCUGUGCCCACCAUGCAUUGGGUUGGCCCUGAUGACCGGCUGGUUGGCAAUUCCUCUCGAGCCUGGGCUUUCCCCAACGGGACCCUAGAGAUUGGGGUGACAGGCGCAGGAGAUGCAGGAGCCUAUACCUGCAUCGCCACUAACCCUGCUGGUGAGGCCACAGCCCGAGUAGAGCUCCGGGUGUUGGCCUUGCCCCAUGGUGGAAACACCAGUGCUGAGGGAGGCCGUCCCGGGCCCUCGGACAUUGCUGCUUCUGCUAGAACUGCUGCGGAAGGCGAGGGGACUUUAGAGUCUGAGCCCGUCGUGCAAGUGACGGAGGUGACUGCCACCUCAGGCCUGGUGAGCUGGGGCCCAGGGCGGCCAGCUGACCCAGUGUGGAUGUUCCAAAUCCAGUACAACAGCAGCGAGGAUGAGACCCUCAUCUACCGGAUCGUACCAGCCUCCAGCCACCACUUCCUUCUGAAGCACCUGGUUCCUGGUGCUGACUACGACCUCUGCCUGCUGGCCCUGUCACCUGCUGCUGGGCCUUCCGACCUCACAGCCACCAGACUGCUGGGCUGUGCCCACUUCUCUACGCUACCAGCCACACCCCUGUGCCAUGCCCUACAGGCCCAUGUAUUGGGCGGGACCCUGACUGUGGCAGUGGGGGGAGUCCUAGUGGCUGCCUUACUGGUCUUCACUGUGGCCUUGCUGGUUCGGGGCCGGGGAGCUGGGAAUGGCCGCCUCCCACUCAAACUCAGCCAUGUCCAAUCCCAGACCAAUGGUGGCACCAGCCCCAUGCCCAAGAGCCACCCACCACGGAGCCCUCCACCCCGUCCCCAGCGCAGCUGUUCACUGGACCUGGGAGACACUGGUGGGUGCUAUGGGUAUGCUAGGCGCCUGGGAGGAGCCUGGGCCCGACGGAGCCACUCUGUACAUGGGGGGCUGCUAGGAGCUGGGUGCCGGGGCGUGGGGGGCAGUACAGAGCGGCUGGAGGAGAGUGUGGUGUGACAGGAAGGGCAGCCUCUCAUGCCCUGAGGAAGGAGCAGUGCCACUGUUGGGCCCAGGUGGCAGCACCCAGCCUGGGUGGGCAGCACGGCCCUGGGCCCCACUCUGCUUUUUAUCCUCAGUACCUCAGGCUCCCCAAGUACUUGGUGGGACAGCAAGCCCUUUCCUUGGUUUUGGCCUCCAGACUAAAGGGACAGGUCCCACCAACAGGUGCUCAGAGCCACCAAGGCAGGGGCUGCAGCCACCAAGAGGGAGUCUUGUUUCUAUUUAUAAUAAAAUUGUUGGGGACACUU